Messenger RNA from Oreochromis niloticus (Nile tilapia), 2779 nucleotides. RefSeq names its product zw10 kinetochore protein (gene zw10). The coding region runs from base 1 to 2301 and encodes 766 amino acids. Lineage: Eukaryota; Metazoa; Chordata; Actinopteri; Cichliformes; Cichlidae. The record is from RefSeq and is a predicted model, not a curated record. The transcript has 16 exons. Gene Ontology annotation, biological process: mitotic spindle assembly checkpoint signaling; mitotic cell cycle; endoplasmic reticulum to Golgi vesicle-mediated transport. Gene Ontology annotation, cellular component: nucleus; chromosome, centromeric region; RZZ complex.
AUGGCGUCGUUUGUGACUGAAGUUCUAGCCAGCUCUGGCAAACUGGAGAAGGAGGAUCUGUCCGGCAAAAUAAGCAAGAUGUCGCGAAAAGUGGAGGACACAAAGGAAGAGGUGUGCGACAUGAUAAAUAAGCGAUACAACGAUUUCCUGCCCAGUCUCCAGUCAUCAGAGGAGUUGAUGCUACAGGUUGAUGCAGUCUCCAAAGAAAUGGACACUCUAAAAAACUGCAUUGAGAAUGAAGUGCAGAACGUCCACGUGGCCGUGGCUGAAUAUACAAAGCUGAAGCAACAGCUGGAGAAAAAUACCGUCAUCAUAACAAUGCUUGGACACCUAAAAGAGUUUCACAGUGCAAUGGAAGAAUUCAACAAGGCUUUACUGGAGAAGAAGUAUGUGGAUGCUGCCAACCGGCUGGAAAGGGCAAGGAACAGUGUGGGGUCACUGAAGCGCUGGAAGACUUCUGAGCUGCCGCUCCUCAGUGCUCUCAGCUCUGAGUUGACAGUGCAGAGAGAGAACCUCAUUUACCACCUGGGAGAUGAAUGGAAGCGCCUCGUCAUCUGGAAGUUACCAUCCACAAAGGAGCCUGCAGGGGAGAUGUCUUUCUUGAAGGUGGAGCUGAAACUGAGCAGUGCUUGCAGUAAGGAUGGCGAACUGAAACCGCCUACACUACUGAGCUCUGUCCUGCAAGCUCUCGCCAUUCAGGGAGACCUUCAGCACAAGAUCAAACUCUUCAGUCAGGUGCUUUUGAAGAACAUUUUGAAGCCGUUGGUGAUGUACGCGUCUCUGUCCGUGAGAGUGACUGAGCAGCAGGGUGAGGGAACCACGUUGGCCCUGCAGUGUUUGGAGGAGAGCGACGAGGAGCGAUGCGCACCUUCAAAGGUCUACAACAAGCUGCUGCUGGUGCUCAAGACGCUUCAUUCACAUCUCCUAGACGUGUCGAUUGGUGAUAAAAUGUUGUCAGCUAUCUUGGGGGAGCUGAUUUGGGAGGAAAUGUCCCACACCAUCAUACAUGAGUGCCUGGUUCACUCCAUCCCCACCAACAGCAGCCAGCUGGAGAAAUACAACACUGUGAUAAAGGAAACAGAGGAGUUUGAGAAGUCUCUAAAGGAGAUGGAGUAUCUGCAGGGUGAUUCCACAGACCUGCUCAAAUAUGCCAGAGAUGUUAACUGUCACUUUGCCAGCAAGAAGUGCAAGGACGUCAUUGUAGCAGCCCGUAAACUCAUGACCUCAAAGAUGCAUAACACAGUCAAAAUCACACCAGACUCAAAACUUCGCCUCCCCAAGCUGCCAGCUCCAAGUUCAGAGGGCAAGGUCAAGCAAGAGAUCUUAAAGGAGGAGGUGACAAUGGAGAACUCAAAGCAGCUGUCUGCGUGGAGUCUGAGGCUGCCAGCCUGUCGCAUCAGUGAGUCAGUGCAGCAGCUGAUGGAGCUGGCACUCGACACUCUGUGUGAAGCUGUUGGGAGCUCAACACAAAGUGCUUUGCAGCUCUUCUUCACUGUGAGAAACAUUUUCCAGCUGUUCUACGAUGUUGUGCCAACGUACCACAAGGAAAACCUGCUUAAAUUUCCUCAUCUAGCUGCCAUCCAACACAACAACUGCAUGUACCUGGCCCAUCAUCUACUCACCCUGGGUCACCAUUUCAGAAACCACCUGCCGCAGCCUCUCAGCGAGGGCGUCGCAACUUUUGUUGACAUGGUUCCAGGAUUCAGAAAACUGGGUGCCCAAUGCUUCUUAGCCCAGCUGAAUGUUCAGAGAGCUGAACUGCUGGAGCGACUUUCCACUGCUCACAAUUUCUGCAACCUGGAUGAUGAAGAUAACUACACUGCAGCUAGCAAAGCAGUACGGCAGGUUAUUCAUCAGUUGAAGCAGUUGGGUACAGUCUGGCAGGAUGUCCUUCCGGUCAGCAUCUAUUGUAAAGCCAUGGGCAACCUCCUCAACACAGCCAUCACAGAAGUUACUGCCAAAAUCAUGAUGCUAGAGGACAUUUCCUCUGAGGAUGGGAACCAUCUCCAGACUUUGUGCCAAACUAUAAUUGAUGAAGGCCCGCUGGUCUUUAUCCCUCUGGCUGAGGAAAAGAAGAAUAAGAACUAUCAGGAGGAAGUGCCCCUCUAUGUGAAGAAGUGGGGCACCUUCAAGGAGCUCGUCAUCGUGCUGCAGGCCAAUCUGCAGGAGAUCGUUGACAGGUGGGCUGACAGUAAAGGUCCGCUGGCUAUGGAGUUCUCCAGUUCGGAGGUGAAGAGUCUGAUCCGAGCUUUGUUUCAGAAUACGGAGAGGAGAGCUGCAGCUUUGGCCAAAAUCAAAUAGAUUCUUGGAAAGAAAAAGAAAAAAAUCCCAAGAUACUAGAGCACUUUUCCACUGUGGAAAAUAUGGACUCUUUGCCUUUAUUCAUUUCUAUUUUCUGUUAUUUGCAUAAAAUAUAAACAUUUACUUGUAUACGGGCUGAACAGCUCAUCACAGAAAUGGUUGAGGUGUUGUCACUGGGGAUUUAUUACUCCCCAGCCCCCUGACGUUGUGUAACCAGAAACUUGCCCUCUGUUGACACAUGAUGCCGUAUUCAGGGUAACUUUGCUGCACUUCAUUAAUCAAACUUACUGAUGUGAUUUCAGGAGUUUAUUUGUUUGAACCUAAGCGCCUCUAAAGGACCGUUAAGUUGUGAAAGACCCGCUCUGGACCUUGGACUUAGUAUUGCAAAUUUUCUUGUUCGAGCAGUGAAACUGAAUUUUUCCAUGAUGUGUGUCUGUGUGUACAGAUAUAACUUAUCCAAAUAAACCAAAACACUCAA